Molecule: messenger RNA, 856 nt
Organism: Wasmannia auropunctata (little fire ant)
Lineage: Eukaryota; Metazoa; Arthropoda; Insecta; Hymenoptera; Formicidae
Exons: 3
Coding region: 47-697 (216 amino acids)
Source: RefSeq, a predicted model, not a curated record
GUACGAGGUCUUGGUGGCAAAGGCAAACUGACCGGAAAAUUAAUUGAUGAUCUAUCAUUAUAUUUUGGUUUGGCAAUACAUCGAAAUUAUAUGGAAUUCAAUUGUUAAUAUGAAGAAAGAAAUAUGGGCCACGCUUUAUCACAAGAUUUCCACGGACGACAACCCGCAGCACGAUAGAUGUCCAGAUGGCGAAAAUUCCUGGUGCUCGUGGAAAAAGGCAAAAUCUCGCAACAAACUCGUCAAUUAUCAACACAAACCAGCAAUGAAAGACGAAGUUUUUAAUGCUGUUAAAUCCAUCUAUGAAGAACUCAGCCAGGAUGAACUAUUAUCACGGUGCUUGGGUGGGUUUACGCAGAACAGCAACGAGUAUUUCAAUUCUGUUCUGUGGGCGCUCGCUCCUAAAACCAUAUCCAGUGGCAAAAAAAUCAUCGAUAUUGCUGCUGAUAUUGCAGUAUGUAAUUUUAAUGAUGGAUUACAGAGCAUCAUGGACAUUAUGCAAACUUUGAACCUACCUAUAAGUCAAAGUUGCUACGAUUUUUGUAUAAAAGCCGAUAAUUAUCGUAUUCAGAGAGCGGAGGUUUCAAUUACUGAAGCUGCUCGAGAGGCUAGAAGAAGUAGUGUUUCUGCUCACAAGCUUGCUAAUGAAGAAGAAAUAGAUGCUGAAGGUAUCCUGUAUGGCGCAGGUAUUGCAGAUUGACGGAGCCACGUAGAAGAAGGAAUUUGACACGCAGACUGACGGUGUUCCUCAAAAGCCGUAUACUUUGGCCCCACCUACAAGAGGCUAUUUUUUACUUUUUUGAUAUUAAAAAUUUUUUUAUUGCAGCUUAAGGUUGUCUUAAUAAAUGGCUAAAACCGA